AUGCGUGUGCAUGGUGUGUGGGAUGCUCUGGGAAGCCUGGGCCACCGAGGGCAGAGCCACCAUUCAGAACAGCCUGCCUGUGGCUGGCCUCCAAGUAGUCGUCUGGUGCUGGGCUGGGGCCUGGGCGGGGACAUGGCGGCCAGUGCGGAUGGCAGUGCCCGGGGUCGUCGGGAGUUCGCCGCUGCUCUGCUGGCCGUGGUGUGGCAGCUGAGUUACAGACACUGGCAGGAAAGAUUCCCCGCCUUCCCGGGAUGGUGCGUCGUCAGCGCCGAGCCGGGAGACUUGGUCUGCCAGUCGUGCAUGGCUCGCCCUGCGUGGAGCUCGUUGGAAAAGCAGAGCUCGGGGGAAACGUGUCACGAGUGUCCUGGAGAGGAAGGGGCCUGGGAGGAGCGGGAGCGGUUUGCCGCGUGGUCGGGGACGGUGUCCGCGCGGAUGCGGGCCAGACCGCCACACCGAAGGUCGCGUUCCUGCUUUUCAGACUGGGCUGCUGCCAUCCGGGUCGCCGCCCUGGACUGCGCGGAGGAGGAGAAUCACGAGGUGUGCCGAGCCUACGACGUCCACUUCUAUCCCACCUUCCGGUAUUUCAAGGCAUUUACAAAGGAGUUUAUAACUGGAGAAAAUUUUAAAGGGCCCGACCGAGAGCUACAGACGGUGAGGCGGACGAUGAUCGACUUCCUGCAGAACCACACGGACGGACACAGGCCCCCUGCCUGCCCGCCUCUGGGCCCCGUCCGGCCCAGUGACAUCCUUUCGCUCCUGGACAGCCGCGAUGGCCGUUACGUGGCCAUCCUGUUCGAGAGCAACAGCUCCUAUGUUGGACGGGAGGUGAUCCUAGACCUGCUUCCGUACGAGAACAUCGUGGUGAAGAGAGCGCUGGACACAGACAAAGCCUUCCUGGAGAAACUUGGGGUCUCUUCCGUUCCCUCCUGUUACUUGAUUUACCCAAACGGGUCACACGGAUUAAUUAACAUCGGAAAGCCUCUCCGGUCGUUUUUUUCCUCUUACUUGAAGUCGUUGCCAGAUGUGAGGAAAAAACUGCUUUCGGUGCCUGAAAGACCCAACAGAGCAGAAACUCCAGAAAUCGUGGUUUGGAGAGAAUUUGACAGGUCAAAGCUGUACACGGCUGACCUAGAGUCAGGGCUACACUACUUGCUGAGGGUCGAGCUGGCCGCCCACAAGUCCCUGGCGGGGGCCGAGCUACGGACGCUCAAGGACUUCGUCACUGUCCUCGCCAAGCUGUUCCCCGGCCGGGCGCCAGUCAGGAAGCUGCUGGAGACGCUGCAGGAGUGGCUGGCCAGCCUUCCCCUGGACAGGAUCCCCUACAACGCCGUCCUCGACCUGGCCAACAACAAGAUGCGGAUUUCUGGAAUAUUCCUUAUUAAUCACAUAAAGUGGGUUGGAUGUCAAGGAAGCCGACCAGAGUUCAGGGGUUACACGUGUGCUCUCUGGAAACUGUUCCACACUUUGACCGUCCAAGCUGGGGCCCAUCCAGAAGCGCUGGAUGGCACAGGUUUCGAGGGGGACCCGCAGGCAGUGCUGCAGAGCAUCAGGAGGUACGUUCGCACCUUCUUCGGCUGUAAGGAGUGCGCCGAGCACUUUGAGGAGAUGGCGAAAGAGUCCAUGGAUUCCGUCAGAACCGCAGACCAGGCGAUCCUCUGGCUUUGGAAGAAACACAACUUCGUAAACAACCGCCUGGCAGGCCAUCUGAGUGAGGACCCCAAGUUUCCGAAGGUUCCGUGGCCCAGCCCGGACCUCUGCCCAGCCUGCCACGAGGAAGUUAAGGGCCUGCACAGCUGGAACGAGGGUCAGGUGCUCCUGUUUCUGAAGCAGCACUACGGCAGCGGCAACCUCGUGGACACAUACGCCGAGGACCAGGGAGACGCCAGCGACGGAGGCGGCCCGCCCGGGGGCGGGGAGCGCGAGAGGGGCCACGCUUCCCCAGAGAAGCCUCGGGGGGACCAGCGUGCCGAGAGUGCCCGUCCACCCAGCGUGCUGCCUCCCAGACCCCGCCUGUCCGAGGGGUCACAGCUUGGCCUGGACGGGAGACUCCAGAGCGUGAGCUGGGCUGAGGGCCGCAGGGAGGCAGAGGCGGUCGUGCCCUUCCUCGGGAUGGGCUUCUCCAGCUUGGACAUGAGCCUCUGCGUCGUGCUGUACGUGGCCUCGUCCCUGUUUCUGAUGAUGAUGUACUUCUUCUUCCGGGUGCGCUCCAAGCGAUGGAAGGUCAGGCAUCACCGCCCGUCCGUGUAG
Puma concolor (puma) is the source of this 2247-nucleotide messenger RNA. NCBI's taxonomy places the organism in Eukaryota, Metazoa, Chordata, Mammalia, Carnivora, Felidae. The record is from RefSeq and is a predicted model, not a curated record.